Mya arenaria is the source of this 2260-nucleotide messenger RNA. RefSeq names its product keratin, type I cytoskeletal 42-like. NCBI's taxonomy places the organism in Eukaryota, Metazoa, Mollusca, Bivalvia, Myida, Myidae. The coding region runs from base 362 to 1561 and encodes 399 amino acids. The record is from RefSeq and is a predicted model, not a curated record. The transcript is spliced from 5 exons.
CAUACACAUAAACUUCUCGUCAUUAAAAUCCUGUAUUGGUCUUCUUUGUUCAAUUAUUGUUUCAGUUAAAAUAGUUCUAUGGAAAGAUUACUGCAUAUUGAACUAGGACAUUUUUAUAACAUUUACGGACUUCAUCUUCAAUCGAGGAAGUGCAUUUGUAACUCCGAACAGCAAAGGCGCACUUACGGUACCAUUUGGGGACUUUAAAAAGAAAAUUGCAUUAAGAAACAAUUUAUGCAAAUCCCAGAGAAGGACAAUAUAAAUUAUUAAAGAUUUCCGAAAGAGAAGCACCACAGAGGAGCACUUAGAUGAACAGAAAUGGCUUUCCCUCCGUCUCCAAGGAUAUAUCACGACAUCAAACAUGUAUCGCUCGGAGAGGAACACCAGGAAACACAAACCCAUUUUCAGGGAAAUGACCUCCGCUAGUGCGCGUCGCAGACCAGGAGGUUCCAUACGUGUCCAAGGUCAAGGUUACUCCAAGGUCGACACCGACGCUCAACCUCCCGACGCUGCUGCCGCUUCAUCCGGGUCGUCCUUGCAACUGCCGACCAUGGCAUCAAACGGGCUGGCGGCGGACUGGGAUACGGAAGCAGAAGCAGAAGACGACGGGAAUCCCAUGCUGCUUGAUGAACUCUCCGGGAUCAACCGAACGCUUGAAAAACAGAUCGAGACGCUUAGAUUAAGACUCGAUUUCGAUACGCGGCACCACGACGCAGAAAAGCACGCGUUGUUAGUGGAGACUGGUGCAAAACUGAAAUCAAAGGCUGAAGAAAUUGACCUUCUGAAACAGCAGGUUACAGUAAAGGACACAAAAAUGAAAGACAUUGAGAAACAAAAUGCCAAGAAAAGUGAAGAAAUAAUCACUCUUCGGCGUGAAAUUGAAAGCCUGAACAACGAAGUGGUCCAUGCAAAAUCUUACGCGAAUGACCUAAUGUCCCAAAUGAGCACUUUGACCAAGGAACGUGAACAGCUAGAGCGAGAGGGCGUCUUUGGUGACCGUGAACAGGAAGUGACGGCCUUGAGACGGGAGGUCAGCGACCUUCGUAAUAAUCUGCAUACUCUUGAGUCUGAACUCACAAAGGCACGCGAGUUGGUCGCAACACAGGGAAAUAAGCUGAAAUUUGCGGACAGUGAUAAGAAAUCCCUGCAAUUGAAAUUUAAAGAAGAGCUCGCGAAAGUGUCGCAUUCCAUGAGGAUGGAGGUUGAGCGUAUGCGCGAUGUGAUGAAAAAGCAAUGGGAGGAAAUGCGCGCGCUGCGAGAGCAGAACUUCAGUAUGAGUAAAGACAUUAAAGACAUACGAAGCCUCCUUAUAAACGGUUGCCUUGACGACGAUGGUAAAAUGCAACAACAGGAAGACCAAGAUCAUGGAGCUCAAAGCCAAGGUCACAUGGCUCAAGGUCAAUCCCCGCGGCAACAUUCGCCGACGCACGCGUUGUCACUUCCGCAGACGGCACGGGGAAGUAAGCAGGGCUACAGCAAUGGUUACAACAUGGCGGCGCUAAAACCGUCUCUUCCGGUCUUGAAUAAGGACAGUAAAAAGACAGCUGGUAGGCGGAAGUGAUAUCAAUAAGACAAUUGGACAUGCCAGUAUCUCCGCAUAGUAAAUGCUUGAUGAUUUAUUAGCUGGUUUCCUUAUAUGUUGUGUUAUGCAUUUGUAAAUAUUUGCAUUUUCCAGCGCGAGUGAUUUAAGCGUGCCUUUUUAAACACUGGUUAUAUUAACAGUGAGUUGAUUCGUUGGUUUUCUGAACGUGUUGUUUGAGAUGUGCAUUACUUCACUUUUAAAGCUUCGAAGGUUUUGAAAUUCACUGGUAUCCUUAACUAACCUGCACCCCUCGAUGCCCGCUAGCUACUUGUACUGUGUAACAGUUCCGUUGUAUAAUCAUUCCUGUUUGACAGAUAAAACGUUUUGUGUGGUGUGAAUUAUUACCAGUAUUUUUAAUACUUAUCAUCUAUAAAACAUGGGGCCGAGUGUUUAGAACUUUGACAAAGUUAACAACGAUGUUAAUGGAAUCGUUGUUGACUUUUAAAGGUGAAAUAUUUUAUGAUGGGCUGAUAUAUUAAAGUAAAGGCUGAAUCAAUUGUCUUAAUAUUUGUGAAGAGUACAGCAGAUCGCAUGUGUGUCCUCGAAACUUUCAGUAUUAAAGACUUUGAAGUUAACAACGCUCAAGUUUACAACGUUGUUAAGUUUAGUAAUGUUCUGAACAAUCGACUCAUUAUGUGAAAAAUGUACAGUUUCAAUAAAAGCUCAAUAUCGCAUUUA